ACAAGGAAAUAACCUUGGAAGAAAAAAAAAAGGAUCGGAAGGACGUCUACUAGGAUAACAACAGGAUGCAGUCAUUUAUUAGACAUAACUGAAGGAGUUUAUUUGAACGGACGCGCACCUUUUCUUGUUGCUUGGAAUUAGAUGGAUAAAUUAGGAGACUGUGUCAGGUCGUAUAGUUGGAGUGUUUUGAGUCUAUGUUACAGUUUUAUAAAUCUGAUAGGUUAUAGUAGAGCACAAAGCCGUGCAUCUGCUUCAUCAAGAGUGCCCGCCCCAUUGAGGCUUUCUGCGGAGCGAUGGUGAGAGAUUGAUUAUAGUCUCCGGGAUUUACGGUGGAAAAAAGCCAGAGAAAGAGCUGCUCUCCGAUCAGCGAAUAGGACUUAUCCCAGACUCCUUCGCACUCCCUUCAUCCCUCAAGACGCUCUUUGAGUCUUUUUUUUUAUGUUUUGGAUGAGGGAUCCAAAAUACGCACAAGUCACGCCGGACUUCUUUUUAAAAUUGUUAUUCUAAGGACGCUGCUAGUGUGUGCGCGCGCGCGUGUAUGUAGGCGUGUGUGUGUUGGGGGGUCGCCUCCGCAGUCUCGGAUGCGUAGUAAGCGGGAGAGUGGGUUGGGUCGCCUUGGAGCCAGGCACACGCACACGUCGUCAGCGAUGAAAAGCGUAUAGGUGAGGGUGAGGGCGAGGGGAAUACGCGUCACCAGAAGCUUGUGUGUUGUUGGGGGGAGAAAGUCGCACACCGGACUCGCCGGCUCUGGAUUAUAGACUCUGCCGUCCAGACACCCCCCUCAGCAGGUUCUUGUGGGAUCCGUACACCUUUCUUCAUCUCUCUGAUCCAGAAUCAGCGAUACUGGCUACGGUGCCUCGACCGUUGCAUACUCAUCUAAAAGAAAGGGGCCAAAUUGGUGGUGAUUCCGCGGACCAACACACACAAUGGCAACCGGUGCGCUCCUGCUUGCCUGUGCGCUGCUUGCAGGCGUUGCAGUUGCUCAGAGGGUCGUGACAGUCCAGAGUGGACCCCUGGUCCGGACAGAAGGCUCCCAUGUGACCAUCUGGUGCAACGUGACAGGCUACAAAGAUGGUGUGAAACAGGACUUUGACUGGUCCAUGUACCUACCGUCAGUACCAGAACGGGAGAUCCGGAUUGUAAGCACAGCCCAGUCAGACUAUGCUUAUGCUGUGUAUGCCCAGAGGGUGAACAGUAAAGAGAUUUUUGUGGAGAGACUGAGUGAUGACUCGGCGAUUCUUCACAUCACCAAAGUGCAGGCCAGGGACCAAGGUGUGUUUGAGUGUUACACCCCCAACACGGACGGGCGGUACCUGGGAUCCUACAGCGCACGCACCAACCUCACCGUGAUCCCUGACUCGUUGACAGUAACAGCUCCUCCCCAGACUCUGUCCAAAGUGGAGGGUGACACAUUACAGCUCAACUGCGAGGUGUCUCGAACCACAAUGCAGCAUACACACCUGUCGGUCGGUUGGUACCUCAGGUCCCCUGAGGAUGCAACUGCCCCACCUCAGGAGCUGGUCACUCUGUCCAGGGACUUUGUUCUACGCUCUGGAGGACCUUAUCGGCAGAGGAUGGCAGCGGGAGAUCUCAGGUUGGAUAAAACCAGUGCCACAUCCUACAGAUUGACCAUUCACAAGCUCCAGCCUGUAGACCAGGGGCUGCUAUACUGUCAGGCAGUCGAGUGGAUUCAGGAUCCAGAUGGAAGCUGGUUCGCAAUGACACGCAAGCAGAGUGAAAAAACACAGCUCCGCAUACAACCGACUGAUCGAGACUUCAGCAUCCAGGUGAGCACGGAGCGGCGGUCCUUCAUGGCCGGUGAGUCGCUGGAGCUUCGCUGCACCAUAGAGGCGCAAAACGUCCCCGAGCGUUUCUUCUCGGUGUCGUGGGUUUUCAGCAGCUCACCGGUGGCCGUGGUGGGCCCCAGUGCCGUGCCUGUCCUGGGCCCUGGUUACGUUGCCCGUGAGGCAGCCGGACUCGUGACCGUGCGCAAAGAGUCUCCCAAUAUUCACUUGCUGAAGCUGCAUCGCUUGAGUACAGAAGACGCCGGAAAGUACAUCUGCCGCGUUACGGAGCGGGAAAAGACACCAACGGGAGACUUCAUUGACCGCAGCAAAAGGUCACGCAAUGUCCAGAUCACAGUUCAACCACUCAAGAACAACACCACAGUGUCGCUAUCUGCUAACUCCUCUGAGGUCCUAGAAGGAGACCCGAUCCAGUUGAUGUGCUCAGUCAGCUCUGCUAUUGCCCCGCUGACUGUCGUAUGGCAGUGGACAGGCAGGCAAUCAGCCGGACCGAUCCAGGAAGUAGCCUCUGUGGAUCGGGACGGUACUGUAACUCAUGGACCCAGCUACAGGGAGCGUUCCGGUUAUGGGGAAAUUCGCGUUGAGCGGAUGCGUGCGGACAUUUUCUCCCUAUCCCUCUACAAUGCUUUACCUGGAGAUGAGGGUCAGUACCGCUGCUCAGCUACCCAGUGGAUUAACAUCGGCACUGAAACAGAGCCAAACUGGGAGAAGCUUGGCGAGCAAUCAGCCACCAAAACAGUCACAGUAAAGACUGUUGAGUCUUCCUUUAUGGUGUCGGCCUCAUCGCGGACCCCAUCGAUCUCCUUUGGAGAUUCCUUUGACCUCCUGUGUCUGGUCAAGCCUCGCCACAACCCCAGAGUCCCCACGUCGGUCACCUGGCGUUUCAUGCCAACUGGUGCUCAAGAUGACGAUCAGGGAGAGUUCAAGGACCUGGUGACAUUCACUCGCGAAGGCACCCUGCAGUGGGGAGAACAACUGCUUGGUUUGGGCACUCGCACCACUGUGGACCGCUCACACUCCAACACCAAUUUCCGAUUGUCUGUGACACGCGCAGGGCGCCGCGAGGCUGGCAAGUACCAGUGUACUGCCAUCCUGUGGAGGAAGAACUAUGACAACAGCUGGAGCAGAGUGGCUAACCGCACCUCCAACCUUCUGGGCAUCAAUGUCCUUCAGCCAGAGAAUAGGCUAAAGGUGCUUAAGAACAACCAGUCUCUGGUGUACCAGGAGGACAGCAGGGUCAGGAUCAAUUGCUCGAUCACCUCCCAGACCAGCCAGGACUCCCAACAUGCUGUGCUAUGGUACAUAAGACGGGCAGCGGGGUCAGAAACCGAUGAACUUCUGCUUAGGAUCGAACGUACAGGGGCCUUUGAGUACGGCGCCUACGCAGACGAGGAGAGACUGAGGCGGCGGGUCCAAGCAGAGAGGCUCUCACCUCGCCUCUAUGCACUGACUCUGAAUAGGGCAGAGAGCAGUGAUUCUGGGACAUAUUACUGCUUGGUGGAGGAGUGGCUGAGUGACCCAGAUGGAGCCUGGUAUCGACUCUCCCGGGAUACCUCAGGCUACACCAGGGUUCUUGUCAAACAACCAGAGCCUCAACUACGUGUUGAUGAGCUUGAGAAUAACGUGACAGUGGAAGAGUCCAACUCAAUUCGACUGGGCUGCAAUAUUUUCAGCCAGUCGUCUCCCGACUCGCGCUUUUCUGUGUUCUGGUACGUGGAUCGCUCUGAUGACGAGGACAUCGAGGACCAGCCAGGGGAAGACGACGAUAAGCGGGACUGUGUGUUUUCCAUCGGCCAUGACGCCAUCUUUGGAAAUGGAAACUGCAGCCCCGCUGACGACAGUGGGCCCGGUUCCCGCUUUCAGUUUGAGAGGACUACUUCUGACCAGUACAGCCUGACCAUUCACGGAGCCCGGCCAGCAGACGCUGGUCGUUACUAUUGCCAUGUGGAGGAGUGGCUUCUCAACCCUCGCAAUGAAUGGUAUCGCCUUGCCACCAAUAAUUCUGGUGUCACCACUGUCAAUGUACUGCAGCAAGUUUCCACCAUACAGUCAGUGGUGUGCUCCAACGAGUCCCUCUUCUAUUUCCUCUUCUUCUACCCUUUCCCCAUCUUCGGCAUCCUUCUCAUUGCGUUGCUGGUCGUGCGCUACAAAGGUCGCAACAACAACAAGAGCCAGGAGGGCAAGAAUGGCGCCCCCCUGCUGUGGAUUAAGGAGCCUCACCUCAGCUACUCUCCCACCUGUCUGGACCCCCCAGCACUCAGCUUGCACCCCGGCUCGGUUGACUAAGCAAGGGAGUGUCCGAUCCCCGCCCUUUUUUCUGCCUCACGCACAUUGCGGACUCAGCUGACACAAUGCCAGGGAGCCUAUGUGGACUCCACCUUCAGACCUUACUGUUGUUCAAUGCCGUGUUGAAUUAUAGUCAAUGAGUUUUAAUAUUUCUACUCCGGCGGCUGUUUGUUUUUAUGUUGACGGGCGUGUGUUUGUGUGUGUGUGGAUGUGCUGACACGGAUGGAUGUACCAUUUCAGCACAAUUAUUUGCGCGAGGGCAAACUGAAGGGCGAGAGAGUACCAUGAACCUCUCCCAGUUUCUGUAAAGCCUAAUCCCAUAGUUGCGUUUUGAUUUUUAUUACAAUAAAUAUUUAUCUAUUUUUCAAUAGAGAGUGGAAGAAAAACUGCAGAUAAGAUCGUUGGCCAGUCUUGGGAAGAAUAUUUAAGAGCGUGAACUCUGCAGGCGACUCCAGCAUUAAACGGUAUGCAGAAAAGUCUUCAAACUGAUCCAAGUGCAGCCACAGCCUAGCCUACUAUGCUGGUUCCCAUAGCAAUGCUCUGCACCCACUGACUUCAUAGCCGCUGGCUCCGUUGCCAGGCUGCAAGGAGACAAAGGCUAGGACACACAAGUCUGUGUCCUGAGCGAGGAUGUGUGUUGGCCCACCUGCCUCCACAAUGGAUUCGCCUUGGCAGACUGAAACAAGUCCUGGUGUGCCACUUAAACACUGUCAGACACUCUGGCCCGAGUGAAAGACUGCCCCACUCGUCUUCUCCACCCUUCUCUCCGAAAUGAGACGACAAGGGAAAGUAAAGGAGGCUGAAAAUUAUGGGGAAUAAAUGAAAAGGUCUCUUACUGAAGACAUGUGAACUUAAACAUAAGUGAUUUUCUUUUCUUUUUUUUUUCUUUCAGUGCCAAGUGCUCCUUUUCAAUGCUGUUGUCUGCAGCUAAUGUUUGAAGUUUUAAAAGACUGUGGGGAAGCUGAUGGGUUCAGAGGCAGUCGAUUAAUAUGUCUGCAUACAUCCUGCUGUGGAUUUAUGGGCCUUGCUGGCUGUUAGAUCUUAAAUAAGUUCAACUUUUUUUGGUUAAAUUAACUGAGUUACUGAAUGAAAUUUAUUUUUCACACCUUUUCCUUGGUUGCCCUGAAUCACCACUCCUUUUAUUUAUUUAUUUUUUAAUACAAAGGCCACAAUGAAGAAUAUUAAUGAGUGGUGUGGUAGGUGUAAUAUAACACAAAAAUUCUACCUGCUCUUUAUUUGACAAGGAUAAAUGUUUAGUUUACGAUAUUUUGUAUUUAUUGUUUUAUACAUUUUUUGCAUUGCUUUGUAAGAUUUUCCCACUUUUGCCUCUUUAUUUCUUAAAAAUGUGUGCAUUGAACACAUUAUAUCAAUAGCCUGUGUGUUGAAAAUGUGGUAGAAGUAGAAAUGCUAGAUCCGUCCUGCGCGUUGCAGUUUGUAGCAUUUCAUUACCAGGCUGUCAGGUUUGUUCAGUGUCAGAACACUGUAUAUCUAUACAUAUAAUAUGCUGUGGCUUUAUGUGUACAAUAGUUGAACAAAUAAGUCACAAGAAUCGAUUCACUUAUACGCUUUUUUUGCUUGUUUAUUUAGUGAAAUGUGAUGUAACACCUAUGUAGGAUGUUUCAACUGAAACUUGAGAUGUGUUUGGUUUUCUUUUUUUUUUUUUUUCUUAGUCACGGAAGCUGGUUCCCACAUAACCGUGACGUAAGGCAGGAGGGCUGGAAAAGCUGUGCCACCUUGUCAGCCCAGAGAGGUGAAUCCCUCUGCGUAACCCGUACACUGCCAGACUGGACAUGAAAACUCUUGAAAAAAACCUGUCUCAGUUGUGUCAACAUGUAUAUUGCAUGACAAUAUUACAGGAGGAAUUUUGAUGUUUUGUAAAGUUUUGAACAUUUUAAGACUUGUGUUUUUGUGACAGAGCUGACAACCUCCCCUCGCUCUCCUUCCUCCCGAACUUCCUGAGCCAAGAGUUGACACAGUAUCUGGUGCCCCUGGUCAUCUCCAAUAUUUGACUACUGGUCCAAGAUGCCCUUUGAACCUGUUUAAAUAGCUGAUUUUAAGGAUGGUUGUUGUGGAGACUGUGUUUGAUAUUAUUGCUCAUAACUGUCUUUUUAAUGCUUUGCUUUUAUGCAGCACUUCAUUAAACAGAUUUAUGUGAAAAAGGCCAAGUUGCGUUCCCAGCACUGAUGCAAUGGACAUGAUUUUAGUUCAUUUAAAGUUUCAAAGGUCUAAGUUUGAAUGAAGCUAUUCACUUCUGUAGUAGGUAAGUAUUGGAGCUGGUCAAACAUGGCAAACAGAAGAGCCUCAGUUCAGUUCAGUUUAUCUACAUUGCUCCAGUACAUAACAUAAAAUCUUUAGGCAAUUUAGAAGACAUUCUUUCAAGGCACUACAAGUAUAAUGACAAAAUCUGACUUAUUUACAUCCAUUUUAAUUCAAUCUUAGUAAUAAAAUAAUGCAGUGAAGUUUGAUUUAUUACCAUUAUGUGAAUUGGUAAAAGGUUUUCUGUCUAAGGAAUCCCAGAAACUGCAUUGGGUCAUUUUGAGUGAGACAGUUGGGACAGUGGACAAUUGAAUACAAUCUUGUGCAACUGAAAGAAGGGUGUCCUGGAAACCUGCUUAUAAGACACACAUCCUGUGAGGACACUAAGGUUUGUUACAUUGUUUCCGAAUGAGUCAGUUGCUGACCAAGCAGUUUGUUUUCCAGAUUCUCUGAUUGGAAGAUAAAAAAACAUCUGUCUUCUCUGAAUUCUAAUAGGACACUUAUAUUGUUUACAACAAUAUAACUCAGAGAGGUGGCCCAGACAUUGAAUUCUGUGGUACUCCAUAACUUUCAGGCCUGAUAAAAAUGUUUCAUAUUAACAAACUAGAAUAUGUCAAAUAUCAUCUGGACUAGGUUUAUUACAAUAUUUUGUAUUGUAAUAAAACAUGUUCCAGCUGUUUGUAAAAGAAUAUUGUGAAUAUUAUGUAGAGGUCGGCUAUAAAUUCUCCACAGUUUCUGUCUGCAAGCACAUUGCAUUUCGUAUCUCCUCCCUCGUUCACCUCAGUUUAGAUGAAUACCUUCUCAGCAGGCGUCUUCUGUAUUAAACUAUGUAUUAUCUGCAUACAUCAUUUGACGUUUUCCUUGUCUGCAAAAACAAAACGGAAUAAAAAUUGCACUGUAGUUCUUCAAGUGAGAAAUAAACCAUUUCCUAGACCAAGAGGAAUAUUGGUAACUUGCCUGCCACCCAUUAUUAUAGUUUAGAGUUUAUUAAUAGAUGAUUCUUCCAUGAUGGAUAACCAUAUAAGGUUCAGAAUAUUAUUGGCUAAUUUUGAGUUUUCUUUGAUAUAAUGAGAUGGUAAUGCAUAUAAUUAGGGUGACAUUUAGAACACAAUGGACAAUAAAACACUUGUGACAGACACCACCGCCCUUUAGCUGUGCAUAGAUUCAUAGUCUAAUAAAGUGUUCAUUUGUAAUUAUAGGUCAAGCCAUAUGGAGACAACUUAAAUUACAUGUCAGACGCUUCUAAAUCAGGUAGUUAAGAAGAGGACAAGCCUUUGGCCUUUUUCAUGACGUGUUGCUGCAUACAAAAUUAAUCAAAUACAAAAGAAAUAAAUUCAUAUUUGCAAAAAGGUUUUGCAGAAUUUAAAACAGGAUUUGCAAAUGAUAUUAAAGCCACUAAUUUCAAUGCAAAGUUACAAGCAAGAAAAGAAAAGAAGCAGAUUAUUUUUUGAAACAUCAGUGUUAAUCUGUCUUAUUUUAUGGAACUCUUUUUAUUUUACGAACCCUCCAGAAAGCCCAGGCCUUCUGGACAUGGGCUAUUGGCUUUCCCUGCAGUGUGAACUAAAACAUAUGAGGAUUCUUGUAUUUCAUUAUGUUGCUCUCCUUGAGAAUGAACAACCUUAUGACCUGAAAAUGAAUAAAAACCACAAUUAAAAGAAAAUUAACUGUUUAAAAACCUUAUUUAGAAUUUGUCUGUGUUGUUUUAGCAAAAGUAUUCUAUUGCGCUAUCUGGGUUUUAGUUUUGCUUGAAUUUGAGUCAAAGUUAAUUAUCACACUGUCCUUAAUCUUAUUUUAUUUUCAGUUUUGGUCAUACAUACAAUACAUACAUACAUAAUUUCUACGCAUCUUUUUGAUUUUGAUUUUAGCUAAGGACUAAGAGUAAACUAUACAUUUUUCUCUUGCAUUAAUUUACCUAAUUUACUGAGAAUUUUAAUAUAUCCAUAACUGUAAUAGAUUUUGUUCUUUGCUAUAACUAUUAAGAUGCUUUUAUUGUUUGUCAUUUUAAUACUUUGUUGUAUUAACAGAGAACAAAUGUUUCUUCAUUGUUUAUGUAUGUUUUAAUCUUUAGUAUUUCCUUAUAUGAAAAAGAUAGAGUUUUUCCUCCUCACCAGAUUUUCCCAUCAUAUUUGAAAAUAGGUCUGUGUAAGAGAAAAUAAAGGCAUGACAGGUGCUUGCAGCCCACAUGGCCCUCCUGCUGGGCUCCUUAUUAUGAAAACCCAAUAUGUUCAUCCUUUGAUACAUGUGAAAGAAUAAUGGAUCUUUAAGGCUGUGCAUCUUGAGUAAUACAUAUUUUGACAAAUGCACAAUGACAGAAAUUUUCUUACAUCUGUGAUGUAUGCAUUGACAAAAUAUAUGCAUGUGUCUAAUUUAAGUACCAUGUUAUUCUGUUUGCCAUAAAUAUUAGUAUUCUGUCCAUUCUAACAUUAUCUUCAAAGAUUAAAUGACUCAGAAUGUCACUAAAUAGAACUGCGACACAGGGUGCAUAAAUAUCUGAAACCUGAAGAAAAGAGUCAGUCGAUGCUUUUUAAAGUCUCAGAGUCUCUGGGAACAUUUGCUCAAUUUGUUUUUACUGUUGUUUGACAGCUUUACAGAAGCGUUAUUGACUUGCACUGGCAAGGAAUGCUGAGUGAAAGCUGAUGUGAAAAAUAAUUACAUAAAAUGUAUUUGUUGGUUGACUAGCUGCCUUUCAUAAAUUUUAAACAUUCCCAGAGAUGCAGUUUGGUUAAACUGUGCCACCGUCAGAACAGCUGCUUCAGCUGCGGCUCUGAAAUCCCUCAGAGUUCAUGUAAAAUUCAUUUAAUCUCCUCAGAUUUGUGCCAGGAAGGAGAGAGUGUGGCUGAGGUGUGAUGUCACGAUGCUACCACUGUCACUGGGUCUGUACAGAGUUUUUUUUAUUUUUUGUGUGUGGUAAUGAUAUGAAUACCAUCCACAGCUGCCUCCUGAGAUCCCUCCAGGCGGUGUUGUAGCCUUAUUUUCAUGGCUGAAUAGCUUUAAUAUUUUGGUGUAAAAUAGCAUGACUUGAUAUGAUCUGUUGGGUCUAUCCAACGAAGAUACAUUCAGUUAACUAAUUCAAUGCAUCUUUGUGUUUUAUUUGGCUUUAUUUUGAAAAAAGAUUAUUAAAACAGUUGGUGGAUGAAGUUUUCUCACAAAAGUUAAUGUACCGCUACCACUACUUUCAAUCCCCUAGCUCUGCUCAAACCAUACAUUCAAUGGUUAAUGGUGUGAAAACAGUACUUUAAUGUUUUGCUUUUGUGGGAUUUUCACCUCAAACAACAAUAUCUACAUGUAACAUUUACAGCAGCUUUGAAUUGAUAUUUACUUAUACUAAUAUGUAUUUACGGUGGCUGUCACAUUUAUAGACACAGUUAAAAGUGUGGGAAGCAUUAAAAUAAAUUCCUCUUUUAUUGCACUGGCUGUCACUAAAAAUGCUAGAAACAUCCAAUGUUUACAGAAUAAUGUGAGUAUUAAGAGGGGGGGGGGAAAUUUUCAUGUCAUGCUCUCUAACAAGGUUCAAGGAAAAAAGCAACGCCACAUAAUCACACACCUUCCACCAUGCUUAAAAGUAGGCAUGAGGUGUUUUCCACAUAGUUAACAUUUGUUUUAAGGCACACUCACUUGGAGUGUUUGUGGUGAAAAAUUAUGUGUAACACGUCCAUUAUAUGGUACUAUGUGUUUCAAUGGAGUAGGGCUAUAUGCACCUUGGCCCUCAAGGCUGUGGAAACUUUUUCUGCUACACUUUGUGCUCCCUUUCAACUUGUAGAUAGUAAGCUUUUAAAACAGCACUCAGUGAAUAACCUGCCAUUUUAUACCGCCAUCAUGCUGCUCCUUACCUGCCUUACAUUUCAGUUGUGUUAGACACAACUACACUGCCUAUGAUUACAUCCUCUCCAGCUCCCUCUUACCAUGCAUUGGACAACACCUCAUGCAAAAUUUCAUUUCCAUUUAAGCCACAUCAGAUGGAGAUACAUAAGUUAUGUAAGUCAUUGGUUAAUGUUGCAGCAAGUACUCAAUAUUAACUUGAUCUGAGGUUAAGGCUGUGCACACCAAGAGCCUGCACCGAUAAAGAGAUGUUAAAAUGCCCAGCUGACCGAUAGGUUUCCAAAGCAGCAGAUCCAAAGCAAAAUACGUCUUUUCUUUUUUUCUUAUUCUUUACAAAACACAAGAAUUCCUGCAGGAGUUAACUGGUUUGUCAAUUCUCAUUAUGUCAGUCUGGAUAGAUCAAGAUUUGACGUCAGUAAAAGGUAUAAUUGUUUGUGUCUUAUUCUGAUUUGCUGUUCAACUCUGAAGGAUUUGUUUUUGUCAGAAUAAAAUCUAUCAUGCCUGAUCCUUGAAUCUUUUUAAUAGCAAAUUCCAACAAUUUCUGGUUAAUUCUAUUAAUAAUCAUUUGGAACAUUAAACUUGAAGUCUCAGAUGGUAAGUUGAUCCCUAAAUAUAACAUGAAAAAGCUUCGGACAUCGCUGUAAAAAUAAUGUAUCCUGUCUUGAAG
Molecule: messenger RNA, 10833 nt
Organism: Gambusia affinis (western mosquitofish)
Lineage: Eukaryota; Metazoa; Chordata; Actinopteri; Cyprinodontiformes; Poeciliidae
Gene: igsf3
Product: immunoglobulin superfamily, member 3
Exons: 9
Coding region: 927-4091 (1054 amino acids)
Source: RefSeq, a predicted model, not a curated record